Molecule: messenger RNA, 1129 nt
Organism: Sinocyclocheilus anshuiensis
Lineage: Eukaryota; Metazoa; Chordata; Actinopteri; Cypriniformes; Cyprinidae
Product: glutathione peroxidase 3-like
Exons: 6
Biological process (GO): response to oxidative stress
Molecular function (GO): glutathione peroxidase activity
Source: RefSeq, a predicted model, not a curated record
UGUUGAAAGACUAGUGACAAAAAUAACUCGACUGUUUCACCACUAUCAAGCCAACAACAUAUUGCUCAGCCACGCUUCAUUCAGACGACACACAGACACCCUGCAGGGGCCACACGUCACCCUCAUGGGGAACCAGAAGAAUCCCUGGAUCUCUGCUCUGGUCUUGGUGGGUCUUCUACAUAAAGUUAGUGGACUAUCCAAUACCCAGGUCUGCAACCCAGCUGUAAGUGACACUAUACACAACUAUGGUGUGAAAACCCUAAAUGGGACCCAGUUCAUGCCAUUCUCCCAUUAUGCUGGAAGGCAUGUCCUCAUUGUCAAUGUGGCCACCUACUGAGGACUCACCUUCCAGUAUGUGGAAUUGAAUGCACUGCAACAGGAGCUCCGAGAUGUUGGAUUCACUAUCCUCGGGUUUCCAUGCAACCAAUUUGGGAUGCAAGAGCCUGGAAAAAAUAAUGAAAUUCUUUCUGCAUUAAAGUAUGUCCGUCCAGGCAAUGGAUUUGUUCCAAAUUUCCAGUUAUUUGAGAAGGUGGAUGUGAAUGGAGUCAAUGAACACGCUCUUUUCAAAUUUUUAAAGAAUGCCUGCCCACCUGUGGGAGACAGCUUCGGUAACCCCACCAACAGAUUGUUUUGGGAACCUCUCAAAAUCAACGACAUCAAGUGGAACUUUGAGAAGUUUCUGGUGGGUCCAGACGGCAGACCUGUCAUGAGGUGGUUUCCCAGAGUGAACGUAUCUGAAGUUAGGGCAGACAUCUUGAAAUACUUCCGUCAGCUUGUUCAAAAGGCUGAUUAACGUUAAAACAGUGGAUUUAAUUGCACAUUCAUCUCUCUCUCCAGCAUAAAAUGUGUUCAAAUAGUCAAAACAGGGUUUCUGCAGGUUUUAUGAAGGGAGAUUUAAGACCCUUUUAAAAACAGUUAAAGAAAAUGUAAGGAAUAAAUUAAAGGAAAAGCAAUACGUCAAUAUGUUCUCUAAAUCUUAAUGUCUAGGGAACCUCGGUAUUUCCUGUUUUCCCGUGCAAAUGUCUAAAGACGUCUUAAGAGUCUUAAAACAGGAUGUAUAGAAAAGCAAAAAGAUAAAUUGAUUGGCUCAGAAAAAUCAACAUGAUUGAAGUUUUAGACAACAAAAAAA